Messenger RNA from Kuraishia capsulata CBS 1993, 489 nucleotides. RefSeq lists its product as uncharacterized. The transcript has a single exon. The record is from RefSeq and is a predicted model, not a curated record. The coding region runs from base 1 to 489 and encodes 162 amino acids. Lineage: Eukaryota; Fungi; Ascomycota; Pichiomycetes; Pichiales; Pichiaceae.
AUGCUCAGACAAUCAUUCACUCUCCUCAGAACUGCCAGGCCAUCGGCCAUGCUACUAAGAACCAAUGUCAGCCAAAUCCGUGGCAAACAGUCUAUUGUAGACAGUGCCAAAGAGACCUUGGAUAAUCUCAACAAGAAGAUUGGAAAAGCGGCGGCGGCUGGUCUUGAAAGUGCCGAGCAUGUUGCCCAUAAGACCUCGGAUGCCGCCUCUGAGGUGGCCUCGAAGGCCCAAGAGCAUGGUGCUAAUGCCGAAAAGAGUGUCAAGGAAGCAGCCUCAGAUGUAGCUUCCAAGGCCGAAGAGGGUAGAGAGUCAUUCAAAGAUGCAGCCUCUGCCACUGCCAAUGCCGCUAAUGGGUUUACUAACGAGCACACUGACAAUGUCAAGAACAACUUCAAGGGAUACAGCUCUUUGCAAGAUAAGGGCUCGAAGGUCGAAAGCGAGCAGAACAGAGCUGACGACGCUGUUGGUCCUGGUCCUGGUCCUGCCUGA